Molecule: messenger RNA, 5106 nt
Organism: Drosophila rhopaloa
Lineage: Eukaryota; Metazoa; Arthropoda; Insecta; Diptera; Drosophilidae
Gene: gek
Product: serine/threonine-protein kinase Genghis Khan
Exons: 11
Coding region: 92-5020 (1642 amino acids)
Biological process (GO): peptidyl-threonine phosphorylation; actomyosin structure organization
Cellular component (GO): cytoskeleton; cytoplasm
Molecular function (GO): ATP binding; protein serine/threonine kinase activity
Source: RefSeq, a predicted model, not a curated record
CCCCCCAAACGGAACACUACAAUUCGACAGUUCGGCUUUUUUGCACUAUUUUGGAUAAAUAUGAUUUAGUCCGGACAAAAUAAAAACUAAAAUGGAAUACGAAUCUUCCGAAAUUAGUGAUAUAACCACAGGAAGCUGCAAGAAAAGGCUCACAUUUUUAAAAUAUAUUUUAAGUGAUACCACAAGCGAUCAAAAAUGGGCAGCCGAAUUCGGCGAGGACACGGAAGGGCAUCAGUUUUCGUUGGAUUAUCUGUUAGACACCUUUAUCGUGCUCUAUGACGAAUGCAGUAACUCUUCCCUGCGCAGAGAAAAGGGAGUUUCCGAUUUCCUUAAACUAUCCAAACCCUUCGUGCACAUUGUACGAAAACUUCGGCUGAGCCGCGAUGAUUUUGACAUACUCAAAAUCAUCGGGCGUGGUGCCUUUGGAGAAGUCUGCGUGGUUCAGAUGAUAUCCACCGAAAAAGUGUAUGCCAUGAAGAUCCUAAACAAAUGGGAGAUGCUUAAGCGGGCCGAAACUGCCUGUUUUCGAGAAGAGCGGGAUGUUUUGGUGUUUGGGGAUCGCCAGUGGAUCACCAAUCUGCACUACGCCUUUCAGGACAAUAUAAACUUGUAUCUUGUCAUGGACUAUUACUGCGGCGGAGACCUACUGACCCUCCUGAGUAAAUUUGAAGACAAGCUGCCUGAGGAUAUGGCCAAGUUCUACAUCACAGAAAUGAUUUUGGCCAUCAACAGUAUUCACCAGAUUAGGUACGUUCACAGGGACAUUAAGCCGGAUAAUGUGUUACUCGAUAAACGCGGGCAUGUGCGGCUGGCCGAUUUUGGAUCCUGCCUGCGACUGGACAAGGAUGGGACCGUUCAGUCCAACGUGGCUGUGGGCACGCCCGAUUAUAUCUCGCCAGAAAUAUUGCGGGCCAUGGAGGACGGAAAGGGGCGCUACGGAACAGAGUGUGAUUGGUGGUCCCUCGGAGUGUGCAUGUACGAAAUGUUGUAUGGCGAGACGCCCUUUUACGCAGAGAGCUUGGUGGAAACCUACGGAAAGAUCAUGAAUCAUCAGAACUGUUUCAAUUUACCGACACAAGAAACCAUCAAUUACAAGGUGUCGGAGACAUCGCAAGACUUGCUUUGCAAACUGAUAUGUAUACCCGAGAAUCGCCUUGGCCAGAAUGGCAUCCAAGACUUCAUGGAUCACCCCUGGUUUGUGGGGAUCGAUUGGAAGAACAUUAGGCAGGGGCCUGCACCGUAUGUGCCGGAAGUAUCGAGUCCCACGGACACUUCCAACUUUGAUGUGGACGACAACGACGUCCGGUUAACGGACUCCAUUCCCCCGUCAGCCAACCCCGCCUUCUCUGGAUUUCACCUUCCAUUCAUUGGCUUCACUUUUUCGCUGAGCAGUAGCUCAACAUUGGAUUCAAAAAAGAAUCAGAGCUCUGGCUUUGGAGACGAUACCUUGGAUACAAUAAGCAGUCCACAGCAGGCCAUUCUGCCGAGCAACAACUCGGAGGCGUCGGUGGACUCCAUUCAGGAGAAACAGGUUAAGGCCCUAAACGAGCAGCUAGCUAGCAUCAAGCAGGAAAGGAUCGAAUUAACGAAGCAACACAAUGAGAUUUUCGAACGCCUCAAAGCUCAAGACUCCGAGCUUCAGGAUGCCGUUUCUCAGAGAAACAUCGCUAUGACGGAAUACUCAGAGGUAACUGAGAAACUCUCGGAGCUGCGCAACCAGAAGCAGAAGCUGUCUCGGCAAGUAAGGGACAAAGAGGAGGAGCUCGAUGGAGCCAUGCAAAAGAACGACAGUCUGCGAAACGAACUGCGCAAGUCAGACAAAACGCGGAGGGAGUUGGAGCUGCACAUCGAGGAAGCCGUCAUCGAAGCUGCCAAAGAGAAGAAGCUGCGUGAGCAUGCCGAGGAUUGCUGCAGGCAGCUGCAGUUGGAGCUGCGAAAGGGCUCCUCGAGUGUGGAUACCUCUCUGCCCAUAAGCAUUUCAUCGGAGAUGUCGUCGUACGAAAUCGAAAGACUGGAACUGCAGUUCUCCGAAAAGCUAAGUCACCAGAAAACGCGUCACAAUAUGGAGUUGGAAACGCUACGGGAGCAGUUUAGCGAGUUGGAGAACUUAAACUUGGAGCUCACCAAGGAAUUGCAGCAAACACAGGACAGACUGAAGUACACCCAAUUGGAAUCAAUUACCGAUUCGGCAGACACGCUCUUGGAAUUGAAGAAGCAGCAUGACUUAGAGAAGACUUCCUGGAUCGAGGAGAAGCAGAGGUUAAGCUCAGAAGUAAAUCUCAAAUCAAAAAGCCUAAAGGAACUUCAAGCAGAGGACGACGAGAUAUUCAAGGAGUUGCGAAUGAAGCGGGAGGCCAUUACAUUGUGGGAGCGGCAAAUGGCGGAGAUCAUUCAAUGGGUGUCCGAUGAAAAGGAUGCACGCGGCUACCUACAGGCACUGGCCACCAAAAUGACGGAGGAGUUGGAGUAUCUGAAGCAUGUGGGUACCUUCAACAACAACGGUGUGGACAAUAAAAACUGGCGGAAUCGCCGCUCCCAGAAGCUGGACAAGAUGGAGCUGCUUAACCUGCAGAGUGCACUGCAAAGGGAGAUUCAGGCAAAGGCGAUGAUAUCGGAUGAGCUGAGUCAAACCAGAUCAGAUCUGAUAUCCACGCAGAAGGAGGUACGGGACUACAAGAAGCGCUAUGACUCCAUUCUGCAUGACUUUCAAAAAAAAGAAACGGAGCUGCGGGACUUGCAAAAGGGAGGCUUGGAAUACUCUGAAUCAUUCCUGAACAAAUCCACUCAUCAUGGCCUAAGCAGCGCCUUUUUCCGUGACAUGUCGAAGAACUCUGAGACAAUAGAUUCUGCCGAAAGCUUUGGCAAUGAGUCCGGGGACAAUUUUAUCGGAACUCCCAGCUUCUUCCAGUCCGGCAAUUCGGGCAUGCUCUUCAAUUAUGAGCCAAAGUAUGCAGGCAAAAACAGCAAGGACAACUCGGCUAUGAAAGAUAUCUCGGUCAGCGAUUUGUCACGUGAGGAGAGUGACCUGCUGGUCAAAGAAUCUCAAAAAAAACUGCCUGGUAAUACGGCGAUUCAUCAGUUCCUGGUGCGCACCUUUAGUAGCCCCACGAAAUGCAAUCACUGCACAUCGCUGAUGGUGGGUCUCACACGGCAAGGAGUAGUGUGCGAGAUCUGCGGAUUCGCCUGUCACACGAUCUGCUGCCAGAAGGUUCCAACAACAUGCCCCGUACCCAUGGAUCAAACGAAGCGUCCGCUGGGCAUCGAUCCCACUAGGGGAAUUGGCACCGCCUACGAAGGCUACGUGAAAGUGCCUAAAUCUGGGGUGAUUAAGCGUGGCUGGAUCAGACAAUUUGUGGUCGUUUGCGACUUCAAGCUGUUCCUCUACGACAUUUCACCCGAUCGAUGUGCUUUGCCCAGCGUGAGUGUGUCCCAAGUGCUGGAUAUGCGGGAUCCUGAGUUCUCCGUGGGGAGUGUGCGGGAAAGUGACGUCAUUCAUGCAGCCAAGAAAGAUGUGCCAUGUAUUUUCAAGAUAAAAACUGCCCUUAUUGAUGGUGGGCUCUCGUUAAACACCCUUAUGUUAGCCGACAACGAGUCGGAAAAGUCCAAAUGGGUCAUUGCCCUGGGCGAACUACAUCGAAUAUUAAAACGAAACAGCUUACCAAAUACUGCUAUAUUUAAAGUUAAUGAAAUUUUGGACAAUACCUUGUCUUUAAUACGAAACGCAUUGUGUUCUGUCAUCAUAUAUCCAAAUCAAAUAUUGCUGGGGACAGAAGACGGCUUGUUUUACAUUAAUCUCGAUCAGUACGAAAUCGCUCGUAUUGGAGAAAGCAAGAAGAUUCUUCAACUAUGGUACAUUGAAGAGGAGCAGAUUCUCGUUAUUCUUUGCGGAAAACAACGCAAUUUGCGAUUGUUACCCAUAAGGGCAUUAGAGGCUAGUGAUGUCGAGUGGAUCAAAGUGAUUGAAUCGAAAAACUGCAUAUCUGCUUGUACUGGAAUCAUUCGCCGUUUCCCCAACAUCGUCUAUUCAUUUAUUAUCGCGCUAAAACGGCCCAAUAACCACACACAAAUCGUAGUUUACGAGAUAAAUAGAACGCGCACAAGGCACCAGAAGACUUGCGAAUUCACCAUCGGCUACAUGGCCCAGCAUCUGCAGAUCCUAUCCGAUAUGCGAUUAGUUGUAGCUCACCAAAGUGGCUUUACCGCCUAUUUCCUGCGAGGAGAAGCCACGGCAAUGUCUUUGGUACACCCGGAAAACCAGUUAUGUGCAUUUUUGAACUAUUCUGGUGUUGAUGCGGUUAGGGUUAUUGAAAUUCUGUGCCCAAGUGGCGGAAACUUUGGAGAGUACUUACUGGUGUUCCAAACUUUGGCAAUAUACGUCGACCUACAGGGGCGAAAGUCUCGGGAUAGGGAAAUAAUGUAUCCAGCCUUUCCAACAUAUAUAACCUUUUGUGAUGGCCAUUUGCUUGUGUUCUCGGAUACACAUUUGGAUAUCUUCAACACACAGACCGCUGAAUGGGUGCAAUCGAUUGGCCUGAAACAAUCCCUUCCCCUAAAUAAUCUGGGAAAUGUGGUGUUGGCCUCAGUUAAUGACACCCCCUUGAUUGUUUACCUGUCCAAUAUUCACACAAAGGGCCUUCUGCAAUAUCGUGAGGGAAAUCGAAAAGGACUUCCGAGCAUUAAGCGGAGAUUUUCCAUUAGGGAGAUAAACAAAACCAUUAAAAGUGAUCGUAGAUCAAAAAUGAUAUCAGCACCGACAAAUUUCAACCACAUUUCUCACAUGGGACCAGGGGAUGGCAUUCAAAAUCAACGACUUUUAGACUUACCAACAACGCUCGAAACAGCCGAUCAAGCCUGCAGUCCAAUAAUACAUUCGCUGAGUUCCAUAACCCAAACUAGAAAAUCAAAUUUUCUAGAACAAGUGGAUGCAAUCUCCGAUGACUAUGGCAAUGAUAAUAUAAUCUCUAGAACCCCCAGUCCAAUGGCAUCGUCUUUUAUGGACGGCUUAAGCAAUAACGAUUAAUUUCAGUCAAAUCUCUACAUAUGUAAUUUACUCGAUUUUUUAAGAUAACUGUUUGUAAUAAACAUAUUUAAUUUCUCGAAUAUCAA